Molecule: messenger RNA, 2011 nt
Organism: Chrysoperla carnea
Lineage: Eukaryota; Metazoa; Arthropoda; Insecta; Neuroptera; Chrysopidae
Product: leucine-rich repeat-containing protein 4C-like
Exons: 3
Cellular component (GO): extracellular matrix
Molecular function (GO): protein binding
Source: RefSeq, a predicted model, not a curated record
AAUGUACAAAAUAAUCAAAUUGAAACAAUAUCAGAUUUUGCAUUUGAAAAUUUAUUAAAUUUAAAAUUAUUAAAUUUAUCAAAUAAUAAUUUACAAACAUACCAUGAACAAACUUUUAAAGGUUUAGAAAAUUUAAAAAUUUUAGAUUUAAAUAAUACGGGAUUAAAACAAUUCACACCAAAAGCAUUUUUCCAACAAACUUUUGUCGAUGAAUUCUACGUUUCGAAUAAUAAUAUUCGAAUAAUAAAUUCUAAUUCAUUUUUAGAUAUUACAAAUAAUCCAUCUUUAACGAGUAUCGAAAUCGGUGCUUUUCAAUCGUUAAGUUCUUUAGAAACGUUAAAAUUACCAUCGAAAGUAUAUCAUAAUAUCGAAAAAGGAUUUUUUGAUGGUUUAAGUUCGAUAACAAAUUUAUCUUUAACGAAUUGUUCCAUUAAAUAUUUAAAUACAGAAGCAUUUUAUGUAAUGAAUAAUAAUUUAACAUCAAUACAUGUUAAUGCAUUUGAAUCACUAUCAGAGUUAACGGAGUUAAAUUUAUCGAAUAAUAAUUUACAAGUUUUAAAUUAUACACACUUGGAACCAUUAAAUAGUCUUCAACAUUUGGAUUUACGAAAAAAUAAAUUUACGGAUAUUAACAUCGAAACUUUAACUUGUUAUUUUAGUCGAAACUUAAAGAGAAUCCAAUUAGAGAAUAAUAAUUGGUCAUGUGAUCGAUUAUUAAUGAUUAUAAAGCAUUUAAGUGCGUUACAUAUUAAUUUUGAUCCAAUUAAUCCAGAUCGAAGUUCACCGAAUAUAAAUGGAAUUUUAUGUGAUAAUUCUACGUAUCGUGUGGAACUAGUUCAAGAACUUGGGGAUGAUGUAUGUAAAAAUAUCCCUAAUCCAGGUCCUCCUGUACCAUUUACAACACCAUCGAGUAUUGAUAUAAUGGAUCAAAUUGAUCAUAUGCAAGAUGAUUUACAAAUGGUGAAUGAUCGAUUAAAUCGUGUUGGAAUUAUUAAUACAUUGUUAAUAGUUGUUUUAGUUGGGUAUUGUACAUAUUUUACGAUUUAUCAGAUACGUAAGGCUAAUGUUUAUGCACGAUUACGGCCGUAUUUACAACGAAAUCGUGAUGCUCCAAUUGAUAUUACGAAUCCAACUGCGUGAUUUUUAGUUUUUAUUAAAAAUAUAAAUAAGAAAAACACCCAACGAAAUUCUACAACAAACUUUUUCGUGGGAAUAUAUAGCUUUCGUUCAAAUUCUCGAUAAAAUCUUCUUAAUCCAAAAAUUCCUAAGGAAAAAUUGCUUAUUUUUAUUCUAAAUUUAUUCAAAAAUACUACCAUACGAAUAUUAUGCCGAAUGUAAUCCCACGAAGGCGUAUGUUAUUACUUACGCUUGAGCUUCGACUCCAAAUAUAUCAACUCGAAUUUUUAGAACAUGCUAUUUGUUGCGAUUUGAUUUACUAAUUAAGAUCUGCUAGAUAGUUUGUCCAAAAGCCAUUUCCCAUUACGAAAGCACAUAGGUCCUUCUUUGUUAAUAGAUGUUUGAAAUUUCGACACAAAUCGGGCGAUACUUUGCUAGGGAAGUCAAGUACAUUUUUUUUUUUACUUUAUUCGGUUAAAUCAAAUCAAACUUGAUUUGAAAUAAACUUUUUCGUGUGUGGUGUAUGUACAUAUUUUUUAUAUGAGAAUUUUCUUUGAAUUCGCUUAUUCGUGGAAACAAUCAUCCCCGAAGAUGGUGAUUAAAGUUGAUCUAAUGGAAGAAUCUGUAAAAUAAUAAAAUUUCGAUAAUCGCCAAAAAUAGACCCAAAGCCCAGUUGGUUGAAUUUGUCGACUAUAGAGGAGAUGGUUGGGUUCUGAAGUUCUUAGCCUUUGCGUUCAAAAAUGGAACACAGAAAUUUUUUUCGGUUUAUCUUUUCCGAGUCUAUUUUAUCCGAUCUAUUUUCUCCUAAAUCCAAAAUUUCUUGCAAGAUUUCAAGCAAAAAUUGUUAAUUUAGUUUGGCCACACAAUGCCUUCCAAAAUCAUGGAGAUUUAAUAA